Charadrius vociferus (killdeer) is the source of this 1431-nucleotide messenger RNA. RefSeq names its product deleted in malignant brain tumors 1 protein-like. The transcript has 7 exons. NCBI's taxonomy places the organism in Eukaryota, Metazoa, Chordata, Aves, Charadriiformes, Charadriidae. Bases 13 to 1425 code for a protein of 470 amino acids. The record is from RefSeq and is a predicted model, not a curated record. Gene Ontology annotation, cellular component: membrane.
UUCGCUACCAACAUGAGGCUUGUCCUCCUGGCAUGUCUCUGGGCUUCCCUUGCAGGAGUCCUGCUGGCAGAAGAUGUAGACUCAACCAAACUUGAGAUCCGCCUGGUGGAUGGCCCCAACCGCUGCUCUGGGAGAGUCGAGGUGCUUCACAAAGAUGUCUGGGGGACCGUCUGUGAUGACCAGUGGGAUUUACGGGAGGCAAAGGUUGUGUGCAGGCAGCUGGGCUGUGGGACAGCAGUAUCGGCCCCUCGGGAGUCAAAAUAUGGGGAAGGGAAAGACCAAAUCUGGCUGAGCGAUGUGAACUGCAAAGGGACAGAAGCGUCCCUCACCGAAUGCGAGGCGAAGCCAUGGGGAGACAACAUCUGCAACCACGUGGAAGAUGCCAGUGUGGAGUGCUCAGGAACAGAAAUACCUGAGCCAGGGCCAAUCCGGCUGGUGGGAGGCCCAAACCGAUGCGCUGGCAGGGUUGAGGUGCUUCAUGAAGAACAGUGGGGCAGCGUGUGCCAUGACGACUGGGAUCUAAAUGAUGCUCAAGUUGUGUGCAAACAACUGGGCUGUGGGGAUGCGGUGCUGGCCCCCAUUGGGGCCAAGUUUGGACGAGGACUUGAAACCAUCUGGUUGGAUGAUGUCAACUGCACAGGGGCAGAAGCUGCUCUCUCUGAAUGCCCAGCGAGGCCGUGGGGAGACCACAAUUGUUACCACGGGGAAGAUGCCAGUGCAAUUUGUUCAGACUCGGGGAUCACCGUCUCCACUUCAGUCCGCCUGGUAGGCGGCCCCAACCGCUGCUCUGGGAGAGUUGAGGUGCUUCACAACGGUGUUUGGGGGACUGUCUGUGAUGACCAGUGGGAUUUACGGGAGGCAAAGGUUGUGUGCAGGCAGCUGGGCUGUGGGACGGCAGUAUCAGCCCCUCGGGAGUCAAAAUAUGGGGAAGGGAAAGACCAAAUCUGGCUGAGCGACGUGAACUGCACAGGGACAGAAGCGUCCCUCACCGAUGGCGAGGCGAAGCCAUGGGGAGACAACAUCUGCAACCACGUGGAAGAUGCCAGUGUGGACUGCUCAGAGGUGGACAUAUCUGAGGAGGGGCCAAUCCGGCUUGUGGAUGGCCCGAACAAGUGUGCUGGGAGAGUCGAGGUGCUCCAUGAGAACCGGUGGGGCAGUGUGUGUGAUGACCACUGGGACAUGAAGGACGCCAAGGUGGUGUGCAAGCAGGUGGGCUGUGGGUCACCGCUGUCAGCUCUGGGAGGUGCCCGCUAUGGACGAGGGUCAGACAUCAUCUGGCUGGACGAUGUUGAAUGCAACGGGACAGAAGAGAGCAUCUUUGACUGUCAGGCCAGGCCAUGGGGUGAACACAACUGCUACCACGGAGAGGAUGCUGAUGUUGUUUGUGCAGUUAACAAGAACUUGGAGGAGCCAGAAGCACUGUGAGUGCCA